Mytilus californianus (California mussel) is the source of this 2694-nucleotide messenger RNA. Its product is annotated as zinc phosphodiesterase ELAC protein 1-like. Gene Ontology annotation, molecular function: 3'-tRNA processing endoribonuclease activity. The record is from RefSeq and is a predicted model, not a curated record. The coding region runs from base 185 to 1270 and encodes 361 amino acids. The transcript has 10 exons. NCBI's taxonomy places the organism in Eukaryota, Metazoa, Mollusca, Bivalvia, Mytilida, Mytilidae. Gene Ontology annotation, cellular component: nucleus.
AUGGACGAAGACUUCCAGUAAUACUUUGAUUCGUAUCUAUCCCCUUACGUCACUGGUGCAGCUAGAACGUCGUGCACUUUUUAAUUUCCCUUUUGACGUGACCACGGUGACUGAACACAGAGCUUUUAGGAGAUAAUUGUGCGGAGGCAUUGCUACAGAAACUGCUUAUAUUAGCAUCACGAGCAUGGAGGUGAUAUUUCUGGGAACAGCAUCAGCCUAUCCUACACCUGAUAGAGGAGUUUCUUGCAUAGCACUAAAAAAUGAGGACUGGGUAUGGUUGUUUGAUUGUGGUGAGGGGUCACAAACACAAGUCAUGAAGAGUAAGGUCAAACCAGGAAAGAUCAGCAAAAUAUUUAUAACCCAUCUCCAUGGUGACCAUUGUUAUGGUUUACCAGGAUUAAUGUGUACCAUCAGUCAGAAUAACCAAAGAAGUGAACCAGUAGAAAUUUAUGGUCCUGAAGGUCUCAGAAAGUUUUUACGGACGUCAUUAUCAUUGUCACAGUCACAACUAGGAUUUGAUUAUAUAGUUUAUGAACUAAAAAUGAUACCAGAACAAUAUGUCUUUGAAACCAGUGGAGCAAUAUUGACAUGGGAUGUAAACCUGUCAUGUGAUGAUAUCUUACAUCCAAAUGAACGACCAGGUUUAUUGAUAGAAUGUGAUAGAGACAAAGUUUGGGAUCUAUAUGAUGAUAGUAAAAUUGGAGUUAAGGCAGUUUGGUUGAAACAUAGAAUUCCAUCGUUUGGAUUUGUAAUACAAGAGAAACCAAUAUCUGGAAAGUUAGAUCCAGCUAAACUAAAGGCUAAAGGGAUACCUCCAGGUCCCUUAUAUUCUAUAAUAAAAUCAGGGCAGACAGUCACAGCACCAUCUGGAGAAAAGAUUUCCCCAAGAGAUGUUGUUGGACCUCCAAGACCAGGAAGAAAAGUAAUUAUAUGUGGUGAUACCUGCUGGUCAGAGGAGCUUCUAAAAGUUGGUCAAAACGCAGAUAUUUUAGUACAUGAGGCAACAUUACAAAAUAGUUCAAAAGACACUGCUAUACAAAAUGGUCAUUCAACACCAGAUAUGGCAGCAGACAUUGCCCAAAGAUUAGAUGUUGAGAAGCUGGUAUUGACACAUUAUAGUCAGAGAUAUAAACCUAUCAAUUGCACAGAUACUGAGAAAGAAGAAACUGUACAGAUAUUGUAUGAUGAAGCAGCUUCUGUGAUAGGAAAAGAUAGAGUUGUAGCAGCAUAUGACUUGUUGACAAUAUCUAUACCACUAAAAUCAUCAUAGUACUAAUUUAUAGUAGUAUUGAUAAUAAUGUGGGAUAUGACUAUUUACCAAACAGUUAAUACAAUGAAAUAUGUUAAGCUAUGAUGUGCCUCACUAACUUUCAGAAGGGAUUUGAUAAAAAGUGAAUGUUAAACAUGUAGUAACAAAUAAAAGUAGAUUUUUCUCAAAUGUUUAAAAACUUGUGUCAACCUCCAAAAUUUUUUCCUUUUUUGCCAGAAAUUCAUGAUUUUUUUUUAUGAUGCUGAACAUAUACAAAAAUAUUCUUUUGCAAAUAAAAUGUUUCCAUUAGAUUCAUCAAUAGAGAUUUUCCAAACUCACCUGUGUAUAUGGACUUAUUUUUUUACCUGCAUUAUCAAAGGUAAAAGCAGAUCUACUAGAAGUUUUUCUGUUUGUCUGUCCAUCUGUCAGUCCUUCUGAAACACAACGAGUGUAUCUAGUUUGUGCCAUGUGUAACUCAAACAGUUUUCCUCCAACAUUAUUCAAACUUACAUUAAUAUUACUUGCAUGCAUUGAUUGCACACAGAUUGAAAAGGUGCAACUUCUAUUUUGGUUACAAGUUUGAAUUAUUUUUCUGAGGUUUCUCAUAUGUUGAACCUACUCCAUUUUGUCAUAGAUAUAGUUGUUACCUAGUUUGUUACAUGUGUAAAUAAAACACUAUCCAAUUUCCAUUUUUAAUUCUUUGCAUUUGCUGCCAAAUGGGAACUUUUUGCUUUCUUUUAACAUGGUCUUGUAUAUUUCAGACAAUUUUGCUCAAUUGUGCUUAAUGGGUUUUUUUUUAGCAUAUAUAAUGGUCUGCUCUUUUUUUACAAUUGAAUCACCUGUGGAUGUAAGGCAGAGGAUUAACAUUUAUGUAUUGCAGAUCACCUAAAUAAAAGUUACUCCAUAUAAAACCUCUUCACAACAUACAAAUGUUGCUAGUGUUAGUACGUCUGACAUCAGUCCUAUAAAGAUAUAACCAUUCUUCCUUAGUUUCCAUUUUUUUGUUCACUACUUCUACAAGUGAACUAAGAUUCACUUUGAUAUAAAGCAAGUUGAUGUAAGAUUUUUUAAAACAACAUGUAAUUACCCCAUUUGAAUUAAAAAAAAUAUUUUUCUCAUGAUUUAAAUUACAUUCAUGUAACUCUAAUUAUAAUGAAAUUAUAGAUCAACUUAUACAUGUAUGUCUCCACAAUUUUUAUAUUUUUUCAUACAUUGUUUUUCUCCUCUUGUUUUCCAUGUUGCCCUGUUUUAAUUAUGAUCUUAAAAGGGCAUUAGUCAAAUUCAUUUUCACUGGUUUGACUCAAAUUCUUAUAUUCGACUUAUAACAUACUUAAACGCAUAUCCAAAUUAUAAAAAUUCUAAAAUAAACAAUUUACGAUGCAUAGACUCCAUAUUUCAUGUGUAUUUUAGUCUAGACGCCAUCUAAUUAACCAUCGAGGUGACCU